Molecule: messenger RNA, 537 nt
Organism: Musa acuminata AAA Group (dessert banana)
Lineage: Eukaryota; Viridiplantae; Streptophyta; Magnoliopsida; Zingiberales; Musaceae
Exons: 1
Coding region: 1-537 (178 amino acids)
Source: RefSeq, a predicted model, not a curated record
AUGAUCGACACUGGGAGCUCUGCCGACGUGUUGUACCUUGACGCCUUCAAGAAGCUUGGCCUAACUAACGAGGAUCUCAACCCCAUGACGUCGGCGCUCACCGGAUUUACGGGGGAUUCCAUCUCCCCGCUUGGGACUAUUGUCCUCCCUAUUACCAUUGGGGAAGAACCAAGAACCAAGACGAUGAUGACCACCUUCAUGGUAGUCGACCUGCUCUCCGCCUAUAACGCCAUCUUCAACCGCCUGACGCUCAACAAGUUGAAAGCGGUGGUCUUCACCUACCACCAAGCCAUUAAGUUUCCGACGCCAGCAGGAGUCGGGGUAUAUCGAAGUGAUCCCAAGGAAUCAAGGCAGUGCUAUCUAACGGUGGUCACCCUCCCGAUGAAGCCACGACCUCAGCAAGCCCCGGAUCCCCGUGAAGAAAUCAAAAUAUCGACGCUCCAAGAAUCACCCGAACAGAUUGUUGAAGUGCACUUGAAAAGGGAUCGACCCAACAUGACCGUGAAGGUUAGAACAACGCUCCCCAAAGAAAACUAG